UUAUACCUAAAUGUCAGUGUGACAGAUCAAUGGGUAGUAGUUAAAGUGGCCAGCAACAUACACAAAUAUUAUUAGUUAUUCGUUUACUCUCAAAGUAAAAUAAGCAUAGAAAAUUUUAAAUAAGUGAUUUGAAACAAUGGCACCAGAAAGUGCUGAUUCCAGCUUGCGAAACAAGAAGCCUUCUGAUUCUGCUUUCAAGCAACAACGACUACCAGCAUGGCAACCUAUCCUAACUGCAGGAACUGUUCUUCCUGCCUUCUUUGUGAUUGGAAUCGCUUUCAUUCCUGUUGGGAUUGCUCUGCUGUACUUUUCUGAUGAGGUCAAGGAGAAGAUCAUUGAUUAUACUUUGUGUAAUAAAACUGAGAAGCUUUAUGAUGGGUACAUAAAGGACAUGGGCAGGCCCUGUGCUGAAAUCAUUAAAGAAGAAGGCUUUGAUGCCACCAAAGAUCCUUGCAUAUGUCAUAUGCAGUUCACUUUGGAUACUGAUUUCAAGGGUAAAGUUUACAUGUAUUAUGGAUUGAGCAACUUUUACCAAAACCACAGGAGAUACGUUAAAUCACGAGACGAUAAUCAACUGUUGGGUAAUUUGAAUCUGGCGCCUUCAACCGAUUGUCUACCCUUUGCUUACGCUGCUGAUGGUAAACCUAUCGCACCUUGUGGAGCCAUAGCCAACUCGUUAUUCAGCGAUGUGUUAACGAUCAAUAAGGGAAAACAUAGUGUUCCGCUUAUAAACACUGGUAUAGCGUGGGAUUCGGAUAAGAAUAUUAAAUUUAAGAAUCCCGAAGGCGAUUUGGAAAUGGCAUUCAAGAAUUUCAGCAAACCCAAAGAUUGGAGGAAAAACAUAUACGAAUUAGAUCUUAAAAACCCUGACAACAACGGCUUCCAAAACGAAGACCUAAUCGUGUGGAUGAGAACUGCUGCGCUUCCGACCUUUAGGAAGAUCUAUCGCAGGGUGAAUCACACGGAGGAAGGAUACGCUGAUGGUCUUCAGAAAGGCGAAUAUGAGCUAGUCGUUGAUUAUUAUUACGACGUGAGCGCUUUUGACGGCUCAAAAAGGAUGAUUUUGAGUACGACUUCUUUGUUGGGAGGGAAGAAUCCGUUUUUGGGAAUUGCCUACAUUGUGGUGGGCUGCGUCUGCCUCGUUUUGGGUAUAGCUUUACUAUUUAUCCAUAUUAAAUGCGGAAAGAGCACAAACGAGAUGAUCAGCGUGAAUCCUAGAACCUUAUACCAUUGAGGAUCGACGUUGGGAAUGGCGAGUUUAGGUGCUUGUGUGCUUAAUGUUUCUAAAACACAUUCCUCGUUUCUAUGGAAAUGACGAGUCAAGGUGGCCUUAGUAAUUUUACGUCUAAUAAAUAUAUUUAUAAUUAGCUUUAAUAACAAUAUUUGUCAAAACCAAUAUUUUACGAUGGAGUUUCUCGAUAUAUUUACAUGUUUUUUUAAGUUCAAGAUAAUCAAGUAAAAUACAUGUUAUUAGUGCCAAGUAUGCUGUACGUUAUGAUAUAGGGCUAUGUGUGAUCACUUUCAGGAUAAUUAGUGCAAUUAUUAUUUCGUCAGUAAAUAUUUUAGCACACCUUUCGUUUUUCGCCUCAACGCAAC
Nicrophorus vespilloides is the source of this 1596-nucleotide messenger RNA. It is a transcript of the gene CDC50, whose product is annotated as cell cycle control protein 50A. Lineage: Eukaryota; Metazoa; Arthropoda; Insecta; Coleoptera; Silphidae. The transcript has 6 exons. Gene Ontology annotation, cellular component: plasma membrane; endoplasmic reticulum; Golgi apparatus. The coding region runs from base 137 to 1234 and encodes 365 amino acids. The record is from RefSeq and is a predicted model, not a curated record.